Drosophila persimilis is the source of this 5588-nucleotide messenger RNA. RefSeq names its product multidrug resistance-associated protein 1 (gene MRP). The record is from RefSeq and is a predicted model, not a curated record. Gene Ontology annotation, biological process: transmembrane transport. Gene Ontology annotation, molecular function: ATP binding; ATP hydrolysis activity; ABC-type transporter activity. Gene Ontology annotation, cellular component: membrane. The coding region runs from base 169 to 4830 and encodes 1553 amino acids. The transcript is spliced from 13 exons. Lineage: Eukaryota; Metazoa; Arthropoda; Insecta; Diptera; Drosophilidae.
UUAACUUUUCAGCUGGUUGCGAGCCGGUUCAGUUUCCGUUCAUUGUGUGCCCCGCCUUUCAUACUAUUCGAUUCUUCUCCCCCGCCGUAUACGCAGAGUUACGUCCCUAAUCCCAAAAAUUCUCACAAGAGGUGCACGUGGUGUAGGCACUAGACACGAUCAGAAGCCAUGGCGGAGGAUAUAGGUUCGCCGAUGGACAGGUUCUGUGGAUCCACAUUCUGGAACUCCACAGAGACCUGGUAUACAAAAAAUCCGGACUUUACGCCCUGCUUCGAACAGACGGCCCUCGUGUGGAUGCCCUGCGCCUUCUACUGGGCGUUUGUGGUCUUUGAUUUCUAUUAUCUGAAGGCCAGCCUCGACAGAAACAUACCAUGGAACAAGCUGAGUGUGAGCAAGAUGCUGGUGAAUCUCGGACUGUUGGUGAUCACAGCCCUCGACCUGAUCAUGGCCCUGGUGAAGAAGGGCGGCGACUCGGAGCUACCACUGUACGACCUUGAUGUGUGGGGCCCCAUCAUCAAGUUUGCCACCUUCCUGCUGAUCUUCAUCUUCAUACCGCUGAAUCGGAAGUACGGCGUGCAGACGUCAGGCUGCCAGUUCAUUUUCUGGUUCCUUUUGACCGUCCUCUCUAUACCGCGCUGCCGCACGGAGGUGCGUGCCGCAGCGGAUCGCAGCAAAAUCGACGACUCGCAGCAGCCAUCCGAAUCGGACUUCUCCUGGGAGGAGUACAUGUACGUGAGCUUCUUUGUGUCGUUCACGCUCUACUGCUGUAUGCUGCUGCUCAAUUGCUUCGCCGACGGCCAGCCCACUCAGACCAAGUACCAGCGAGGCGAGAACGAGAUACCCGAACUGUCGGCCAGUUUCCUGUCGCGGAUCACGUACCAGUGGUUCGAUAAGAUGGCCCUCAAGGGCUACCGCAAUCCGCUGGAGGAGAAGCAUCUGUGGGAUCUGCGUCCUCAGGACAGCUGCUCCGAGGUGAUGCCCAUCUUUGCCUAUCACUGGAACCAGAAUGUGCGCAAAAACUACAAGGGCCGCUCCAAGGCGGAGCCCAAGGCGCAGUUCAGUAAUGGCAAUGUGACGUUCGAGAAUCCGCAUGGAGAGAAGACUGGACGCAAGAAGGGCAUGGCCAGUAUUAUGCCGCCAAUUUACAAGUCCUUUGGUGGCGUCUUCCUGUUCGGAGCCCUCAUGAAGCUCAUCACCGACACCCUGACAUUUGCCCAGCCGCAGGUGCUUAGUCUGAUCAUUGGCUUUGUGGAGGACCAGAGGACCGAUCCCCAGCCCGAAUGGAAGGGCAUCCUGUUCUCCGUUACGCUCUUCGUCCUGGCUGCCGCCCAGACCUUCAUUCUUGGCCAAUACUUCCAUCGCAUGUUCAUUGUUGGACUGCGCAUUCGCACGGCUCUCAUCAAUGCCAUCUAUCGCAAGGCCCUGCGCAUCUCCAAUGCCACCAAAAAGGAGUCCACUGUCGGCGAGAUUGUCAACCUGAUGGCCGUGGAUGCUCAGCGUUUCAUGGAGUUGACCACGUACCUGAACAUGAUCUGGUCGGCGCCCCUGCAAAUCGGUUUGGCUCUGUAUUUCCUGUGGCAGCAAUUGGGCCCGUCUGUGCUCGCCGGUCUGGCUGUGAUGAUCAUACUCAUUCCGGUGAAUGGCGUGAUUGCCAGUCGCAUCAAGACCUAUCAGAUACGUCAAAUGAAGUACAAGGACGAGCGCGUCAAGCUGAUGAAUGAGGUUUUGAGUGGCAUUAAGGUCCUCAAGCUGUAUGCCUGGGAGCCGAGCUUUGAGAAGCAAGUGCUGGACAUACGUGACAAGGAGAUAGCCACUCUACGAUCGACGGCCUAUCUGAAUGCUAGCACAUCCUUCCUCUGGUCAUGUGCCCCCUUCCUGGUUUCAUUAGUCACAUUUGCCACUUACGUUCUAAUCGAUGAAAAUAAUGUGCUUGAUGCCACCAAAACCUUUGUCUCAUUAUCAUUAUUCAACAUUCUUCGUUUUCCGCUAACAAUGUUGCCCAUGCUGAUCACCAACCUGGUGCAAACGCAAGUUUCUGUGAAGCGUAUAAACAAGUUCCUGAACAGUGAAGAACUUGACCCCAACAGCGUGCUCCAUGAUUCCUCCAAACCCCAUCCCAUGAGCAUUGAGAAUGGCGAAUUUUCGUGGGGCGAUGAGAUUACGCUUAGAAACAUCAACAUUGAGGUGCGUAAGAGCAAUCUGGUGGCCCUGGUGGGCACCGUCGGCUCCGGUAAGUCCUCGGUGGUGCAGGCCUUCCUCGGCGAAAUGGAGAAGCUUGCGGGCGUUGUCAACACGGUGGGCAAGAUGGCCUAUGUGCCCCAGCAGGCGUGGAUUCAGAAUGCGACGGUCCGUGACAACAUCCUCUUUGGGCAGCAGUACGACCGGAAGCGCUACAACAAGGUGAUCGAUGCCUGCGCCCUGCGUGCCGAUAUCGACAUUCUGUCGGCCGGAGAUCUCACGGAAAUCGGUGAGAAGGGCAUUAAUCUCUCAGGUGGCCAAAAGCAGCGCAUCUCCCUGGCCAGAGCGGUGUAUUGCGAUGCAGAUCUCUAUCUGCUGGACGAUCCCUUGAGUGCCGUCGACUCGCACGUAGGCAAACACAUCUUCGAGGAAGUGAUCGGACCGAAGGGACUCUUGGCACGCAAAUCUCGCAUUUUGGUCACGCACGGUGUCACCUUCCUGCCGCAGGUGGACAGCAUAUAUGUGUUGAAAAUGGGCGAGAUCAGUGAAAGUGGUACAUUCGAUCAGCUCGUGAAGAACAAGGGCGCCUUUGCCGACUUCAUUAUCCAGCAUCUGCAAGACGGCAAUGCCGAGGAGGAAGAGCUCAAUCAGAUUAAACGCCAAAUCUCUAGCACCGGUGAUGUCCCUGAAUUGCUUGGAAGUGUCGAGAAGGCCAUUAAGCUGGCGCGCACUGAAAGCCUGUCGGAUUCCAUUUCGGUUACCUCUGCCGACAGUCUGAUGGGCACUGGCAGCGGCGGCAGUCUGCGACGUCGCACCAGGCGCCAGAACUCGCACGAUUCCGUUGCCUCGGCCGCUUCGCUCAAGAAGAAGCAGGAGGUCGAGGGCAAGCUCAUCGAGACGGAAAAGUCCCAGACUGGGGGCGUCGACUUUGCCGUCUACAAGCACUACAUCAAGAGCGUUGGCAUCUUCCUGUCGGUGGCCACGCUCGUGCUGAACUUUGUAUUCCAAGCAUUCCAAAUCGGCUCCAAUCUGUGGCUAACCAAGUGGGCCAACGAUGAGAAUGUUGGCAACGAUACGGGACUCAGGGACAUGUACCUCGGUGUCUAUGGCGCAUUCGGUUUCGGUCAAGGUGUGUUAGCCUACGCUGCGGUCGUGGUCGUCUACAUGGGCGGCUUCAAGGCGGCCAAGGUGAUACAUAAUGAGCUCCUGUAUGUGAUCAUACGGGGCUCCGUGUGCCGCUUCUUCGAUGUGACUCCGCUGGGACGUCUCUUGAAUAGUUUCAGCGGUGACAUGGAAAUCGUCGACGAAGAGUUGCCCGCCACCCUGGACUCCUUUAUGACCUUCAUUUGGAUGGUUCUGGCUACCAUUGUGGUUAUUAGCAUGUCCACGCCCAUUUUCCUGGCCGUGAUCGUGCCCAUCGCCCUGCUGUACUACUUCGCUCAGCGCUUCUACGUGGCCACCUCCCGACAGCUGAUGCGUCUGGAGUCCGUCUCACGUUCCCCGAUCUACUCGCAUUUCGGCGAGACCGUGACUGGAGCCCCCACCAUUCGUGCCUACAACGUCGGCGAUCGUUUCAUUGAGGAGUCCGAUGCCAAGGUGGACAAGAACCAGGUGUGCAAGUAUCCCUCGGUGAUAGCCAACCGUUGGCUGGCCAUCCGCCUGGAAAUGGUCGGCAACCUGAUCAUCCUAUUCGCCUCGCUCUUCGCCGUGCUGGGUGGACAGACCGAUCCCGGCCUGGUGGGUCUUUCGGUGUCGUAUGCCCUGCAGGUGACACAGACCCUCAACUGGCUGGUGCGCAUGAGCUCGGACAUUGAGACGAACAUUGUGUCCGUGGAGCGCAUCAAGGAGUACGGAGAGACCAAGCAGGAGGCUGCCUGGGAGCUGGAGCAGGACAAGGACAAGCCCAAGCACUGGCCCGAGGAGGGACGCGUCGAGUUCCAGAACUUCCAGGUGCGCUAUCGCGAGGGCCUAGACCUGGUGCUGCGAGGCGUCAGCUUCAACAUCACCGGCGGCGAGAAGGUCGGCAUUGUGGGACGCACAGGUGCCGGUAAAUCCAGUCUGACGCUGGCAUUGUUCAGAAUCAUUGAGUCUGCCGGCGGGCGCAUCAUGAUCGAUGGCGUUGACAUCGCUGGCAUGGGUCUGCACAUGCUACGCUCUCGCCUGACCAUCAUUCCCCAGGACCCUGUCCUCUUCUCUGGCUCUCUGCGCAUCAAUCUCGAUCCCUUCGAGAUCAAAACCGAUGACGAGAUCUGGAAGGCCCUGGAGCUGUCCCACUUGAAGUCGUUUGUCAAGAGUCUGACUGCGGGUCUCAAUCAUGAGAUUGCCGAGGGCGGCGAGAAUCUCUCGGUGGGUCAACGCCAGCUGGUGUGCCUGGCGCGUGCCCUGCUGCGCAAGACGAAGCUCCUGGUUUUGGAUGAAGCCACGGCUGCUGUGGAUCUGGAAACAGAUGAUUUGAUUCAGAAAACAAUUCGCACGGAGUUCAAGGAGUGCACUGUCCUGACGAUUGCCCAUCGAUUGAACACCAUUCUGGACUCGGACAAGGUGAUUGUGCUGGACAAGGGCCAGAUCACCGAGUUCGCCUCGCCCACAGAGCUGCUGGACAAUCCCAAGUCGGCCUUCUACAGCAUGGCCAAGGACGCCAAUCUAGUUUAAGGAUCUACGAAUGUCAAAACGUCCAACCACGAAACUCAUUUGAAGGUGUCUGCCCCCUGAAUCAAUCAAACCCCAAGCAAAAAGAACCCUAGCAAUAGAUGUAGUAGAUGUACUAACUAAUUCAUUGAACGGUAGCUUUAAAUCAAUCAAUUGGCAAUUGGCAAUUGGCAAAUGGCAACUGGCAACUGGCUCUACCUCAUGGCUAAAAAUGUAGCGGCAGCAACUAGAAACAAAGCAAACGGAAACAAAUAUGAAACAGAAACCAGAAAGAGAUGAAAACCAAGAGAUAAGCAAAUACCAACUAAUGUUCAUAGCUUAAGCGAAAAACCCCCCCCCACAUUCAAAAAGGAAAACCAGUUGUGUCUUCGUCGGUUACUUAAUAACUCUUAUGUGCGUCCUUUUUUUAUUUGUAUGUAAUAUAACAGUAUGUAUGUAUUUACAUAGUCAAGUCGCGUAUUUUUGUAUUGUCUAUUGUACUUAGUUUUCUAAAACAACAACACAACCGAUGGAAACUUGAGGAAAGUUCAAGGAAAACUCUUAUGUAUGCCACGUAUUUAUGUACUUAAAAUAACUGCAAGUGAAACGAAACUCUCACUCAAGAAUUUUCUGCCUUCAACUGAUGCAAUCAGUUAGUUAACGGUCAAUGUAGUUAAAACAAUCUUGAAACUUUUGUAAAAUGUAUACUUAAAUAAUCUAAUAAACUAAUGGGUUGACAAAUGAAACCCAGCCAAAAUCCCACUGAAAAACGAUGGUAGUUU